AUGGCUAUCAAGAAAGGCAAGGGACUAGUCCAAGAUAGGGAAAAGUUUAAAACUCAGUUGGAUGAGAAAAAAUCUGAAAUCGAGAAGCUGAUGCUCGAGUUGCAGCAGCUAGGUGGUACAGUUGAUGGCUACAAGAAUCAGAUAGAUGUGUUAUCGAGAGACUUAGAGCGCACAAAAGAGCUAGAGACUGAGCUUGUUGCUAUUAAAGACGAAAGAGAUCAACACAAGCAAUCAUUAUCUCUAAAUGACGCAUUGUUGCAGAAAGUGAUGAAAUCAGUUGAUAUUAUAGCUCUCCCUGUUGAUUUAGUAUCUGAGGAUCCGUCAGAAAAGAUUGCCCAACUUGCUGGCUACUUCAAAGAAGUGCAAUUGGCCAGAGUAGAGGAACAAGAAGAGCUAGAAAAAGUAAAGGCAGAAGCCGAUGCGUUAGCCAGUAAAUUAGCAGAAACCCAAACAUCCCUGAAGUUGGUUGAGGAUGCCUUGUCUACUGCAGAGGGUAACAUCAAUCAGCUUGAUGAGGAGAAUAGAGAAGUCCAAGCUGCCAAG
Messenger RNA from Camelina sativa (false flax), 543 nucleotides. NCBI's taxonomy places the organism in Eukaryota, Viridiplantae, Streptophyta, Magnoliopsida, Brassicales, Brassicaceae. The record is from RefSeq and is a predicted model, not a curated record.